AUGGCCUGCAGCUUAGGCAUGGUGAUGAGUGCCUUGUUUUGGUCUGUAGCCAUUGUAUAUUUGACUCAUAUUGGCAGAGUCAGUGGAGACUGCUGGUUAAUUGAGGGUGAAAAGGGCUUUGUAUGGCUCGCAAUUUGUAGUCAAAACCAGCCACCUUAUGAGGCCAUCCCACAGCAUAUCAACAGCACCAUUGUGGACCUUCGACUGAAUGAAAACAAAAUCAAAAGUAUCCACUAUUCUGCCCUUAGCCGCUUUGCCAACUUGACCUACCUGAACCUGACCAAGAAUGAAAUCUCCUACAUAGAAGAUGGGGCCUUUUCUGCUCAGUUUAACUUGCAAGUCCUUCAAAUGGGCUUCAACAAGUUGCGGAACUUGACAGAGGGGAUCCUCAGGGGUUUAGGAAAGCUGCAGUACCUCUACCUCCAGGCAAACCUGAUUGAGACUGUGACACCUAAUGCCUUUUGGGAAUGCCCCAACUUAGAGAAUAUUGACCUCUCCAUGAACCGAAUCCAGCAGUUAGAUGGGUCUACGUUUGCCAGUUUAACUAAACUCACCACCUGUGAGUUGUACACAAACCCCUUCAACUGCUCAUGUGAAUUACUUGGUUUUGUCAAAUGGCUCUCAGUUUUCCCAAACAGGACAAAUGAACGAAUGGUUUGCGACUCCCCACCCGGGGUCUCUGGUUAUAGCUUACUGAGCCAGAUUCCUAACAAUCCAAACUAUCGAAAUGCACUGUACAUGCUUACCAAAGUGUGUACUGAUGAAUAUGUAACACCAUUUAUAACUGUGCCCAUUGAGUCAACAACACUACCACCAGACUCAACACUUUGUGGAGUGGAAGACUGUCCAUCAGGCACAGAACCAGAAGACACUACCAUCAGUACACCUGAAAAUGAUGUUCAGGGAACCCCUCUGAUGAAAGUGAAGCAAGUAACACACACAGGUGCUAUCAUCACAGUUCAGAUUCCUCAUCCCUAUAAGAAGAUGUACAUCUUGGUUCUUUAUAACAACAGUUUUUUCACAGACAUUCAAAACCUGAAAGAUAUAAAAGAGGACAUUGAAUUAAAAAACCUUAAACCCCACACCAACUACACAUAUUGUGUUGCUUCAAUACGCAAUUCUCUUAGACACAACCAUACAUGUCUGACAGUCUCUACUGGCCUUCGAAAUGGAAAGGAUGUAAGUGUGAAACCUCCGACUGCUACUCACUACAUUAUGACAAUUUUGGGCUGCCUAUUCAGCAUGGUUAUAUUUCUUGGAGUUGUGUACUAUUGCUUGCGAAGAAAGCGCCAACAAGAUGAAAAGCACAAAAAAGCAGGAAGUUUAAAGAAAAACAUAAUGGAACUUAAAUAUGGACAAGAGCUUGAGGGUGGGACUAUAUCUCGAAUGUCGCAGAAGCAGUUGUUGGCGGGAGAGAGCAUGGCACGUAUGCCAUACUUACCAUCUGCAAGUGAAAUGGAGCAAUACAAAUUCCAAGAGAUAAGUGAUACUCCUAAGAUGAUGAAAGGAAAUUACAUGGAGGUGCGAAGUGUGGAUCACCAUGACCGCCGGGAGUGUGAUAUGGGAAUGGCUGGGAAUAGUCAGGGAUCAGUGGCAGAAAUUUCCACAAUUGCAAAAGAGGUGGAUAAAGUCAAUCAGAUAAUAAACAACUGCAUAGAUGCUUUAAAGUCAGAAUCCACCUCUUUUCAAGGAGUGAAAUCUGGAGCAGUAUCCACUGCAGAGCCCCAGCUUGUACUAAUAUCAGAACACCCACAGAAUAAAUCUGGCCUUCUGUCUCCAGUGUAUAAGGACAGCUACCAUCACUCUCUGCAGAGACAUCGGUCUUCUGAUGUCUCUCCAAAGAGGCCCAGUACAGCCACAGGAGGACCCAUGAGAAGCCCCAGGCCUUAUCGCUCUGAAUCCAAGUAUAUAGAGAAAACCUCCCCAACAGGAGAGACCAUCCUCACUGUAACACCUGCUGCUGCCAUCCUGAGGGCCGAGGCAGAAAAGAUCCGUCAGUACAGCGCCCACCGACACUCCUAUCCCGACGCUCAGAUAGAGGAGCUCGAAGGACCUGACAGCCACAAGUCCUCCAUGUUGGAGCCUCUCACUCACUCCCGCUCCAGAGACUUAGCAUAUUCGCAGAUGUCCUCUCAGUACCACAAUCUAAGCUAUUCCUCCAGUCCUGAAUACUACUGCAAACCUUCACAUAGCAUCUGGGAGCGUUUCAAACUCCAUCGGAAACGGCAUAAAGAUGAGGAGUACAUGGCUGCAGGGCAUGCACUGCGUAAGAAAGUCCAGUUUGCAAAGGAUGAGGACCUCCAUGAUAUUUUAGACUACUGGAAAGGCGUAUCAUCCCAACAUAAAUCCUAA
Molecule: messenger RNA, 2352 nt
Organism: Oreochromis aureus
Lineage: Eukaryota; Metazoa; Chordata; Actinopteri; Cichliformes; Cichlidae
Gene: elfn1a
Product: extracellular leucine-rich repeat and fibronectin type III domain containing 1a
Exons: 1
Coding region: 1-2352 (783 amino acids)
Cellular component (GO): plasma membrane
Molecular function (GO): protein binding
Source: RefSeq, a predicted model, not a curated record